AUGAUUUAUAAAUUCAUUAAAUAAAUUAAUGUUUCCAAAUCCAAUACCGUAAUCCAAAUAAAAAGGUAUAUCAUAACCUAGUCGAGAGCAGCCCGUUAGAAUUAUAUUCAAGAAGAGAAGUCAAGACAAAUAAAUAGAGAAAACCAAUUACUAUUCCAAAAAAUACUUGAUAUUACAAUGAAGUAGAGAAACAGUUCAACAACUCCAACAAAAAGCACAUUAAAUUAUAAGAAUAGAAAAGACUUUUAAUAGAAAAUAAUGGAUGAAAACUAAAGAUUAUUCACUCGAAUAAAAUAGUAAACAUCAUUUUACAAAAUGUAAAAAUCACAACCAAAAUCUUUAUCUAAACAGAGAGCAAAUUCAUCUGUAAAUAUAUAGAAUUAUAAAAUUAUAGUAUUUGCCAAGUAAGAAAAUAUAAGAAUUAUAUUAAGGUAAAUUAGAGCAAGGAGGUUUAGUUUAUAAGAUAAGGAUAAUUAUAGAUGGACAGUAUAGAAAUAUAAUUUAAUUUAGAUUAUUUAAGAUUACGGCAACAACAGAUGAAUAAUCUUAUACAAGAGUAUUGGAAAUGAUGAAAAGUGAUGGUAAUAUAGUUAGUAAAUGAAUAGGAGUUUUACUUUUGAAGAAUGUUUUUCAGAAUGAUUUUCAAAAUUUAAUAGAAAAUUUAUAGAUAUCAGAUAAGAUUACUAUAAAAGGGAUAGAAUUAAUAGAGACUCAUGGUAAUUUUGGUUGA
This is a messenger RNA of Paramecium sonneborni, 730 nucleotides long. The record is from the annotation of a GenBank genome assembly. NCBI's taxonomy places the organism in Eukaryota, Ciliophora, Oligohymenophorea, Peniculida, Parameciidae.